UGUCAAAACUGUUGUGUGUGUGGGUUUCUUGUUAUCAAAGCUCAAAAGAAACGAAGAUGGGGAUUUAGGUGUGCACAUUGUGAAGAACCUGUGCACAGUUUAUAAACCUUAUGACAGUUAAAAUGCUGUGAAUAGCAGAGGGAUUGCUCAAUGUGGAAGGAAUGUGCUGAGCAAAGAAUGUGCAUCCAAGGAAGGGAAGAAUGAGAUCACUUAAAUGAUGUAAACAGUGACUGAGCUGGGACUAGGAAGGUUAGAGACAGGAAGGAAUCUAUUUUGAAGAGAUUUGAAGGCAGAGAUGUGUGGUUUCAGAGAUCUGAAAGCCAGGUUUAGGAUUGGUGGGAGGAGGCAUCAUGUCAAUCAAAAUACUGAAGCAGCUGAAAAGAAAUCUUGUGAAGUACAGUCCAGACCUCUGUUUUUCUGUUCUUAUGCUUUUAUUCAGGCACCCCCUGACAUGGAGAAGCUCCGAGCUGCCAUGUCCACUGCUGGAUACUGUAAUAACUCUAGGCCAGAUCUCCUGCUUUAUGAAUAUGCUCCGGUGUUCCAGUGCACCACCGCCCUCCUGUGAAAACUACUGUGAGAAGAGUACUGAUUCAAGUGGAAUUCUUUGGAUUUGUUUGGGCAUAGGGUUGAUUUUAAUAAUCACUCUGUUUACCUUAAUGAUCUUGUUUAAAUGGAAGCACCUAAAGCAACUAAAAGAAAAACUGGAAAACACAGACUCCUCUGUGGAGCCGAAUAAUAUUCUCAAGGCUAAUACUGAAAGCAGUGUGAAUGCAGAAGAAAUUAGACACACACUUCCAAGUGAAACAUUAAUGUAUUCAGUGGAAGAAUGCACUUGCAGUGACUGUGGCUUGGUAAAACCUCAGACUGGCUGUGAAACUUCAUUUCCAUUACCAGCUACUGAAGAACAAGCUACUGUUCUAGUUACCACCAAAUCUUUUGAUUAUUACAACUACAUUCUGGGUGUUGGAUGACUGGGAGAGAAGUGUAUUUCUACUGAGUAAUAAUAAAUGAGUUAUUCCA
Messenger RNA from Taeniopygia guttata (zebra finch), 1020 nucleotides. RefSeq names its product TNF receptor superfamily member 17 (gene TNFRSF17). Gene Ontology annotation, biological process: tumor necrosis factor-mediated signaling pathway. NCBI's taxonomy places the organism in Eukaryota, Metazoa, Chordata, Aves, Passeriformes, Estrildidae. Gene Ontology annotation, molecular function: signaling receptor activity. The record is from RefSeq and is a predicted model, not a curated record.